AAAAUACGAUUAGACAAUAAAUUUGUAUAAAUGAUAAAAACUUUAUUUUGUUUGAUGCAGUUAAAUAAUAUAGAACUAUUAUAUUUAAUAUUUAUGUCGUUUGAAUUUUAUAAUUUUAUAGUAAUAUUAGGUGAUACCUAAAAUAAUAAUGGCAACAAUAUCUGAAUUGUUAAAAUCCACUGCAACCGAAGAAGAAGAAGAGCCAAAAAAAAAAUCACGCGAAGAUUGGAGAAAAGCUAAGGAACUUGAAGAAGCCCGAAAAGUAAGUACCUAAAUAUAUUAAACUAAAAUAUAAAUAUUAAAAUGUAUCAUCAUAGGCGGGUACAGCUCCAGCUGCUGUCGAUGAAGAAGGUAAAGAUAUCAAUCCACAUAUUCCACAAUAUAUAUCAUCGGCACCAUGGUAUUAUGGAACUUCUGGUCCAACAUUGAAACAUCAACGUGUACCUGGUAAAAUUCAAGAAUAUUCAAGUUUAAACGAAUGGUAUAAACGAGGUGUAAACACUGUAAGUAUUUUUAAAAACGUAUUAUAAUACCUACCCACAAUUAAUAAUUAAUUAUUGAUUUUUUUCGUUAACAAUUAACAUUAUUUAAUUAUUUUUGAUUAUUAAUAGUUAGGUAAUAUUAAUAAUUAGUUUAUUUAUUGCAUAGCUAUUUGGUUUAAUUAAUCAUUUAUUUAUUCUUCAGGAAUCCGUGAGCACUAAAUUCCGCAAAGGGGCGUGUGAAAAUUGUGGUGCUAUGACACACAAAAAAAAAGAUUGUUUUGAAAGACCACGUAAAGUUGGAGCAAUACAUAAUUCUAUUAAUAUCGCUCCAGACGAACACGUACAACCUGAACUUAAUCAAGAUUUUGAUGGUAAACGUGAUAGAUGGGCUGGGUAUGAUCCUGCUCAACAUAAAACAAUUGUUGAACAGUAUCAAAAAAUUGAAGAAGCUAAACGUGAUCUUCGAGCUCAAAAACUAAAUGCUGAUGGAGAUGAAAAAGAAGUAAAUUAUAUUAGUUUUAUUACAUUGUUUUCUUUUUUUUUAAAUUUUAUAAGACCUUUAAAUGUUACAGUUUAUUUCUCUUGAUUGCUUAAGUUCCAACAUGGUCCCCCGUACACUGUCCAUCCAUCUUUGUCACAGUCUCCUCAGUGACCUCGUCCCUUCCAUUUCUUUGUUUAUGUUCAUGUCUAUGUUUCCAUCUAAUUAGUUUUCCUUCUACUCUCUAAAAUGCCUCAUCCAUUCUAGUCUUGUACUUCUAAUAAACCAAACCACAUUUUCUCUCUCUUUUAUAAAGUGUACUACUAAGUACUUAGUUUUUCAUGUAUUUUGUUUUUUCUAUGUAAACUCUUAGUCCGAUACUUUCUCCUGCUUUCAUCAGUUCCAUCAUGCUCUUUUUCACGUCAUCUUGUGUUUUUCCUAUAGUUACUAUAUUGUCAGCAUGUGCAUAUUUCCAUCUCUUAAUGUCAAUGAUUCAGUUUGUGUUACUUUUCGUAACACGUUUUCUAAUGCAAGGUUGAAUAGCACUGGUAACAUAGCAUCCCCUUGGCGUUGUUCAUUUUUGAUAUUAAAGGCAUUCUUACAUCCGUACAUUUUACCCUGCUAUAGGUUUAUUGUAUAAUAUAAAAUAUUUAUUUAAAUUAUAAUAUGUAGGCUAAUAGUUCUGCUGAUGAAAAUGACGAAGAUAAAUAUGUAGAUGACUUUGACAUGCCCGGAACAAAAGUGGACAGUAAACAACGUAUUACUGUCAGAAAUUUAAGAAUUAGAGAAGAUACAGCAAAGUACCUCAGAAAUUUAGAUUUAUCAUCAGCUUAUUAUGAUCCUAAAACCAGAUCAAUGAGAGACAAUCCACAUAAACCGGGAGAAGAUCCUGAACAGUAAACUUGAAAUAUAAAUCAAUGUAAUAAUAAUUAAAUAUUAAAUUUUUUUUUACAUUUUUAGAGUAGAAUACGCUGGUGAAAAUUUUGUUCGAUUUAGUGGCGAUACUACCAAACAUGCCCAAGCUCAGUUAUUUGCCUGGGAAGCAUAUGAACGCGGUGUCGAUGUGCAUCUAUUGGCUGAACCAACAAAAUUGGAGCAACUAAAAAAAGAAUAUGAAACUCAUAAAGAUCGAUUUAAGAAGAAAACUGAAAAUACAGUAUUAGCGAAAUAUGGUGGCGAAGAACAUUUAGAAAAACCACCCGUUCAAUUAUUAUUAGCCCAAACAGAAGAGUACAUUGAAUAUUCUAGAAGAGGAGAUAUUAUUAAAGUAUGUCUCGGUUAUAAAUUAUAAAUAUAAUAAUAGUGUUUUUGUAAUUAUUUUUUUUAUAUAGGGUGAAGAAAAGGGAGCAAUACGUUCACGUUAUGAAGAAGAUGUUCACCCAUCUAAUCACUCUUCUAUUUGGGGUUCUUACUGGGAAGCUGGACAAUGGGGCUACAAAUGCUGUUGUUCUUUGGUGCAAAACUCUUAUUGUACGGGUAAAUCUGGAAUUGCGCUGUCCAAAAAUGUACCUGAAUUAGGAAAAAUUAUAGCCGUUGUUGAUAAUAAUGUACCAGAAUCUAGUUUUAAUUUAAAAGAUGUUGAUAAAAUUGAAUCAAUCGCUGCUCCACAAUUAUCAUCUUCACCGUCUUCAUCAGAUUCUGAAAAUAAAUCAAAAAAGAAGAAGAAGAAAAAGAAAAAGAAGAAGAAGAAGUUGGAGAAGAAAUCUAAAAAAGAGGACGUAAAAGAUGCAUUAAAAAAGGCAUUAGAAAAAGAAGAUGAACGAUUAAAAGAAGUUGAUAGAAUAAUGAAAAUGGAUGAAAGAAAACGUCCUUAUAAUAGUAUGUAUGAAGUAUCUAAACCUACUGAUGAAGAAAUUGAAGCAUACAAUAUGAAAAAGCAUAGAGGUGAUGAUCCAAUGGCCAACUUUAUUUAAGUUUUACAUUUAAUGUAUAAAUUAUGUAUCUCUAUUGUAUUAAUUUCUCAAUACAUCUAUAAAAACUGUUAUUUUAGGUUAUGAUGUGACACUUAAUAUUUGUAUAUUUAGUUCUUAAAAUUACAUAUUAUAAAUGAAAUUCAAACGAUUAUGGCUUUUA
This is a messenger RNA of Cinara cedri, 3033 nucleotides long. Lineage: Eukaryota; Metazoa; Arthropoda; Insecta; Hemiptera; Aphididae. The record is from the annotation of a GenBank genome assembly.